Messenger RNA from Penicillium canescens, 1563 nucleotides. RefSeq lists its product as uncharacterized. Gene Ontology annotation, molecular function: carbohydrate:proton symporter activity. The coding region runs from base 1 to 1563 and encodes 520 amino acids. Lineage: Eukaryota; Fungi; Ascomycota; Eurotiomycetes; Eurotiales; Aspergillaceae. Gene Ontology annotation, biological process: carbohydrate transport; transmembrane transport. Gene Ontology annotation, cellular component: membrane. The transcript is spliced from 3 exons. The record is from RefSeq and is a predicted model, not a curated record.
AUGCUAGCACAAUAUGCUCAGAGGAUCAAAGAUGCCCCGCGCGAGGUUAUCUUCAGUGGCAGUUUACUCUUGUCAUGCGCAAUGUACGCGACCGCGGCGAUCCCUUUAACAUGGGAUCAAGGAUCGGCGUCCACGUUACCUUCUCUUUUGGGCUUCCAGGAACAGUUCGGUAUCAGCUCUAAACUCGGUGCGCAUUCGACCAAGAACUUUGUCUCUCUCGUCUACAUCGGUGAUGCAGCCGGUGCAGCUCUAUCGUUCUUCAUAAACGACCGUAUCGGACGUCUCUGGUCUUACCGUCUUUACACCAGUGUCUGGAUAGUUGGGCAACUGAUUGCCAUUUUCAGCCCUGGAAAAGCGGCAUUAUACGCCUCUCGAAUCAUUUCUGGGUUAGGAAUUGGCUCUCUGAGUGUCAUCGGCUCGGUCUCUAUUGUCGAACUAGCCCCCACCGAAAUCCGAGGGUUGCUGACUGCAUGGUAUUCUGUGUUUAUGGUGAUGGCAUUGAUGCUUGCUACAUUUUGCGUGUACGGGGUGCAACUACACAUGGAAGCAAAUCGACUGCAGUAUCAGGUCGUGAUGUUCUCGCCUUGUGUAUUCAUGGCGCUGUGGCUUGUGGCCAGCUUCUUCCUCUCCGAAUCGCCUCGCUGGUUACUUUUGAGGAACCGAGAUCAAGAGGCAGAGAAGACUCUUGUUAGACUUCGUUGUUUGCCACUUGAACACGAUCGCGUUCAACAAGAGCUCCGAAGUAUAAAAGACUCCAUCCGGUCGGAGACUGAAGCCUGCGAUCACGAUGAUCAUUCACCAUCUAAGAUUGUCAGUAUCGCAAAAGAGACAUUUACAGUGCCGUCGAACUUGCGCCGUGUUCAACAAGCCCUGAUUCUUUACGCGUUCCCACAAUUUUCGGGCGGAAACUCCAUAACCAAUUACUUUAUCCCUAUUCUUGAGGUCAUUGGCGUCGCUGGAAGUUCCACACGGAACCUUUUCCUCAAUGGAAUGUAUGCUAUGUCAAAGUUCUUCUUCGGCUUACUUGCAUCCUUUGUUUUCAUCGAUGCUCUGGGGCGCCGGAACACACUUUUCACUGGCAUAACCCUUCAACUGCUCUCCGAUAUUUAUCUUGCAGUAUAUAUUAAAGUGCAAAAUGAUGGCUCCCCGCCUCGUGCUGCAGGCGAGGCAGCGCUUGCAUCCAUCUUCAUCCAUUCGUUGGGAUAUACUAUCGGCCUUCUCACUCUUCCAUACGUAUUUGGCGGAGAGUUAUGGCCCAACCGAAUCAGGUCCUUUGGUGCUUCGCUGUCACAGACCUUUCACUGGCUGUUUCAUUAUGCUAUGAGCUACGCCUUACCAUCCUUGUUAACGAGAACGGAUAACUGGGGUGCUUUCAUCUUCUUCGCAUCCUGGUGUUUCGCUGCUCUUAUCUACGUGUAUCUCCUUGUACCAGAGAUCGCGGGGCUCAGCGUGGAAGACAUCGAUCGCGUGUUUAAUGGGCCAUGGCGGGUUUUCAGUAGGAAACCAAGGUCCCACGAAGAGCCUUCAGCCAUUGAAGGGCAGGAUUUUGAUAAUAAGUUGUAA